Pan troglodytes (chimpanzee) is the source of this 5206-nucleotide messenger RNA. RefSeq names its product immunoglobulin like domain containing receptor 2 (gene ILDR2). Gene Ontology annotation, biological process: pancreas development. The transcript is spliced from 9 exons. The record is from RefSeq and is a predicted model, not a curated record. Bases 260 to 2167 code for a protein of 635 amino acids. Gene Ontology annotation, cellular component: membrane. NCBI's taxonomy places the organism in Eukaryota, Metazoa, Chordata, Mammalia, Primates, Hominidae.
GUGAUGGCUUUGUCUGUGCCUUCUGCCACCUGCACCUGGAGAGGCUGUUCUGCUUGGAAUCAGGCAACAGGUUAGUUAUCAGGACCAGCUCAGCUGUCAGAUGGCUGGGGAUUCUUUGCUCCGAAAGUGAGACUGACUCCUGGGAUCCCAUUGAUCAUCCUCUGCUCCCUGCUCCUGCUUUCUCCUCAUCCCAUCACUGCUGUCAGAGGUGUGGACAGACAAGCUGCCUCUCAGCCUCAGCAAAGUAGAGGAGCCAACAAUGGCGGCUGGGAAGGGGAGGGAGGAGACAGAAGCAGACAAGGAGGAGAUGAAUUCAGACUCAUUCUUCGCAGAGAACCAUGAGAGGAAAGCCAUGGUCGAAGGCCUUCAGGUCACAGUGCCCGACAAGAAGAAGGUGGCCAUGCUCUUCCAGCCCACUGUGCUUCGCUGCCACUUCUCAACAUCCUCCCAUCAGCCUGCAGUUGUGCAGUGGAAGUUCAAGUCCUACUGCCAGGAUCGCAUGGGAGAAUCCUUGGGCAUGUCCUCUACCCGGGCCCAAUCUCUCAGCAAGAGAAACCUGGAAUGGGACCCCUACUUGGAUUGUUUGGACAGCAGGAGGACUGUUCGAGUAGUAGCUUCAAAACAGGGCUCGACUGUCACCCUGGGAGAUUUCUACAGGGGCAGAGAGAUCACGAUUGUUCAUGAUGCAGAUCUUCAAAUUGGAAAGCUUAUGUGGGGAGACAGCGGACUCUAUUACUGUAUUAUCACCACCCCAGAUGACCUGGAGGGGAAAAAUGAGGACUCAGUGGAACUGCUGGUGUUGGAGUGGGUGUUUGUUGGCCUGGUGCUCCUGGGCGUCUUCCUCUUCUUCGUCCUGGUGGGGAUCUGCUGGUGCCAGUGCUGCCCUCACAGCUGCUGCUGCUAUGUCCGCUGCCCAUGCUGCCCAGAUUCCUGCUGCUGCCCUCAAGCCUUGUAUGAAGCAGGGAAAGCAGCAAAGGCCGGGUACCCUCCCUCUGUCUCCGGUGUCCCCGGCCCUUACUCCAUCCCCUCUGUCCCUUUGGGAGGAGCCCCCUCAUCUGGCAUGCUGAUGGACAAGCCGCAUCCACCUCCCUUGGCACCAAGUGACUCCACUGGAGGAAGCCACAGUGUUCGCAAAGGUUACCGGAUCCAGGCUGACAAAGAGAGAGACUCCAUGAAGGUCCUGUACUAUGUUGAGAAGGAGCUGGCUCAGUUUGAUCCAGCCAGAAGGAUGAGAGGCAGAUAUAACAACACCAUCUCAGAACUCAGCUCCCUACAUGAGGAGGACAGCAAUUUCCGCCAGUCUUUCCAUCAGAUGAGAAGCAAGCAGUUCCCUGUGUCUGGGGACUUGGAGAGCAAUCCUGACUAUUGGUCAGGUGUCAUGGGAGGCAGCAGUGGGGCAAGCCGCGGGCCCUCAGCCAUGGAGUAUAACAAAGAGGAUCGAGAGAGCUUCAGGCACAGCCAGCCGCGCUCCAAGUCCGAGAUGCUGUCGCGGAAGAACUUCGCCACGGGGGUGCCGGCCGUUUCCAUGGACGAGCUGGCGGCCUUCGCUGACUCCUACGGCCAGCGGCCCCGCCGGGCCGACGGCAACAGUCACGAGGCGCGGGGCGGGAGCCGCUUCGAGCGCUCGGAGUCGCGGGCGCACAGCGGCUUCUACCAGGACGACUCCUUGGAGGAGUACUACGGUCAGCGCAGCCGCAGCCGUGAGCCCCUGACCGAUGCUGACCGCGGCUGGGCCUUCAGCCCCGCGCGCCGCAGACCCGCCGAGGACGCGCACCUGCCGCGGCUGGUGAGCCGCACGCCAGGCACCGCACCCAAAUACGACCACUCGUACCUGGGCAGCGCGCGGGAGCGCCAGGCGCGGCCCGAGGGCGCCAGCCGCGGUGGCAGCCUGGAGACGCCAUCCAAGCGGAGCGCGCAGCUCGGCCCGCGCAGCGCCUCCUACUACGCUUGGUCGCCGCCCGGCACCUACAAGGCCGGCUCGUCGCAGGACGACCAGGAGGACGCGUCCGACGACGCGCUGCCGCCCUACAGCGAGCUGGAGCUGACCCGCGGCCCGUCCUACCGCGGCCGCGACCUGCCCUACCACAGCAACUCGGAGAAGAAGAGGAAAAAGGAGCCCGCCAAGAAAACCAAUGACUUUCCAACCAGGAUGUCCCUUGUGGUCUGAUGUUGUCAACAUUUCUCUGGAUAAUGAGAAAUCAGACAUGGACUACGGGGACAAGACAUAAAUCCAAGAACCAGCAGGCCCAGGACCUUCUCUGGCCAUCACCUUGGAAGAUUUGCUGAUCUCUGCUUUGGCAAGGGAUGGCAGGCAGCCUUUAAGGGAGGCUGAUUUCAAACCUCUGUGCCCAUCUAACUAGUUUGAGAAGCUUACCAAGAAAGCAAGAAUGUGUGAGAACAUUCCUACAUACAGAGUUUCUCAACUAUAGCGUUUAUCCUGCCCAGCCUCCUCCCUUAACAGAACCAGGACUCCAUUUGCAAUUCUGAAAGAGAGUUAGCUCUGGACUGCUAAACUCCAGAAAUUGCCUAUGCCUACAAUAUGCUUUUCUAUACCUCCUGUGCUAUACUUAGAGACAGAAGAAUUUAUUACUACUAUUAGAAGGCCUUCUUCUGACAAGGGAAGAUAGCUUCAAGUCAAAAUAUACCUUUUAUCCCCAUCACUUUCCAGUCACUAGUCAAUGACUGUUGUUACACUAAAAUCAAAAGGCCUUUGGUGAGCUCAGUGACAGUGACCUCUGGGACAAUCACAGAAAUGACUUCACUGCUGUUCUGAAUGACAAUUCUUAAGUGGCUAGGACAAAGCAAAAGCGAGUAUACCUUUUUGAAAAGCUGUCUAAGUGGUAUUUCCUUUUCCAUUCUGAGAACGUAAACUGCUUUUUCCUUUUCUGCUGCACAUGUCAAUAUCUGAGUCUUAGACAUUAAGGGCUCUUCUCUUCCUCCCCUCUCCUGGACUUCCCACAGGUUGGUGCCACACACAGAGCCCUGCCUCCCUCUGCACUCUGAUUAGAUUGUCAUUGAAUGCCUUGUGAUAAAUGCUUAAAAUAUACACAUGAAAGAGAAGAGGGAGGAAAGAGGAGAAAGCAGUAAUGCAUAUAGAAAAGAAUGAGAAGGAAUUUAAAAGGGAAAUAACAUCAUCUCAUUAUAUUUUGAAUGUGGACCAUUUCACCCACAAACUUCACUCAGUCUUUUCUGGUUUUGUGCUUCACUUGCCGUUAAUUGUUUCUGCCAUCCCAGUUCUGCCAUUCUAGGACAUGGGGGAUGUGGAACAUACAGCAUUUGGCCUGACUAGACUGCCACUAUGGCUGCUUUCAAGAGAUUAGAGAUACUGCUUUCUCAGGAAGGAGUACUUCCUAUUCCCACCCUUGCCUAAAUGAUAGAUUUUGCCUAAAUCCCAAAGCUAGAUCUCUGGAUUUUAUCGUUUGUGUAGAUAGCAAAAAUGGCCACAAACUCUUUCCUUCUCAUCAAGAGGUGCCAUCUUUUUUCCAACCCCUUGAAUCUGGAGUUGGCUAUGUGAUUUGAUUUAGCCAGUAGCCCAACAAAUGUGACACAAGCAGAGACUUGAAAAGUUCUUGUGCAUGGGGCUUGUCCUCUUUUGCUGCUCUUGGGAACCUUGCAACUACCAUCAGGUGAACAAGCCUGGACUAUCCUGCUGCAUGACAAAACAAAAGGGCCCAGUUACCCCUGUCACCCUAUCUGACAGCCCGUCAACUUCCAGCUGAUGCAGACAUGGGUGAGUCCAGGUGAUACCAAUAGAAGAACUGCCUAGCUGAACCCAGCCCAAAUUUCUGAUUCCUACUCGAGGCAUGAGAAGUUGAUGCAUUCUUUACGUUCAUUUCUCUUUAAGAACAAACCUGACUCGUUCUUGUCUGAAUGUUCAUCCCUGAACCUCUUACUCCAUCCAAACUUGUGUUUCUCAUAGCCUCCACUAUUGUUGACAGAUUUUUAUCAAAGCUUUUCACCCUGCACUCUUGUGGAGUGGAGGAUAAUGCUUGACUUUGCUAUCCCUUAAUCCAGCAGUGGUUUCUUCCCUGUCUGUGGAUCCGUGGACAACCUCUGAAGAUCUCUUCUUUACCAUCUUUUUGGUCUUCUCCAGAGCCACCCGACUGGAGCUAGACCCUAUUCUCAAAGUACCAUUCCUCUAGUAUCCAUUUGUACUUCAUGACAUUUCCAAAAAAAGUCCUAUGUUUGCAAUGAAAUAAGAAAGUGGCUGGGUGAGGGUCAGAGGGAUGAGCUGGUAUGUGUCAUUGCUUGGAGAAUUGACCUACCAAAGGACUUCCGUGUUGCUUUGGCCAGUCCCAGAGAAAUCGGGAGAACAGUUGAACCCAGUGCUGGCACUUCCAAGGGCUGGAAGACACAAGCCAUAACCCUGGUGCUGAGUUUUAGACUUGCUGGUGUCCCUGGCCUCUGAAAGCCUAGGUCUAGCCUGUCUGUUUGGACCCCAGUUCAGAUGGAAAAGAUGAUAAAAAACAUUUCUUAGUCACCAGCUUUGGAUUUCAACUUGCUCAGGCAAUUUUGGAGAAUAUUGGGUAGCUGUGGUAGCUAUUAUCGCUUUAUACUGAGCACUGUGUCAGGCUUUUCACCACCAAAGAGCCUCAUAGCACCAGCUUCAGAGACCAAAAAUAAUGUUUUUUUUAAAGCUACAGACGUAUGAUUUUGGUGAAGGUUGAGGGUAGCAAUGGGAAAGAAUUAAAGAAUUAUUAAAAUUGGAAACCUGCAAUUCCAAAGACAACAAAACUACAGAUAGACUGAAAAGUACAAAGAAGAUAGCAGGCUACUGAAUUAACCUUGGGAGUUGGGACCAGGUUGUCCUUUGUAGAACUGGAUAAAUCAUUCAGACUUCCAGGCUUUCAGUAGAGAGAAAAAGCAGUUGUUUCUGGGUAUAUGGACAGGAGUUAAGGCUGAGUUGACAAGUCAAAACUUCUUGUCCUCAGCACCCCUGACUUUCCUCUAUGUGUCCUUUUGUUUAUUCUCCCUUGAAUAGUGUGUCCUGAAUAGGAAAUGGUUAUAUUUGUUAGCUUCUUUCCUAGGUCUUAUUGGGGUACAAAGUAAAUCUUGUGUAAGACAUAAUCUCUGUCCACUAGGACCCCGUAAUUUAAUAGGGGAAAUAAGACAUGCUCAAGAAAGGAGAUUUUAUACAUAGAGUAUGAAAUAGUGCUAUGGAUAAAUUAUAAUAAAACCAGAGAUUUAGUUUUUUUAAAAACUUAAA